Thermochaetoides thermophila DSM 1495 is the source of this 474-nucleotide messenger RNA. RefSeq lists its product as uncharacterized. The coding region runs from base 1 to 474 and encodes 157 amino acids. NCBI's taxonomy places the organism in Eukaryota, Fungi, Ascomycota, Sordariomycetes, Sordariales, Chaetomiaceae. The record is from RefSeq and is a predicted model, not a curated record. The transcript is spliced from 3 exons.
AUGUCGGACAAGCCGGAGCGCAUGACCUGGGACCAUAAAGCGGACCACGAUCUACUCAGCUCCAUCGUCCAAGAAUUGGCUCCUUCGCAGGAACAGCUUCGCGGAGUCAUGCGUCGCAUGCAUGAGCUCGGCUAUUCCUGCACUUUGAAGGCGAUCACGCAGCAUCUCCAGAAGUUGCGCCGUAAGGAUGAGAAAAAAGCUGGUAACGGCGAAGAUGGCGCCUCUUCUGCUGCGACCACUCCUGCUAAGACUCCUCGUCGCCGCGCCGUUGCCGCAGGUUCCGCUCGGAAGGGCGGCUCUGCCAAGCGCAAGGCCUCGGCCGUCGACAAUGACAACUCGGACACUGAGUUCAAGACCCCUUCUAAGCGCGGUCGCAAGGCUAUCAAGAAGGAUACUACCAAGUCUGAGCCUGAGAUUAAAGAGGAGUCUGAGCUGUCCGAGCCAGCUUCUCCGGAGGUCAUGUACGCCGGUUGA